This is a messenger RNA of Leptopilina heterotoma, 1538 nucleotides long. RefSeq lists its product as uncharacterized. Gene Ontology annotation, molecular function: olfactory receptor activity; odorant binding. The transcript is spliced from 8 exons. The record is from RefSeq and is a predicted model, not a curated record. The coding region runs from base 230 to 1522 and encodes 430 amino acids. Lineage: Eukaryota; Metazoa; Arthropoda; Insecta; Hymenoptera; Figitidae. Gene Ontology annotation, cellular component: plasma membrane. Gene Ontology annotation, biological process: detection of chemical stimulus involved in sensory perception of smell; sensory perception of smell.
CAUUACUGUUCCUAUCUAAUCGAAGGUUGAGGAAGGACUGACUGAAAAAUAGCUUGCAAAAGCUAUAGAGACUUUCGUGCUUUAUAGCGUGAAACUCGUUAGAGAAUUAUUAAUGAAUAUAAUUAUGGAAACCCGAAAUCCGAAUAAGUGUUUUCUACCCUUCUUAAAUGGCUAAUUAUAAAUAAUUAAUUAGAAUACGCGAGAGAGAGAGAUUCUACUGUUUCACAUUAUGAAAAUUCUCAGUCUUUAUCAAUCCCCCAUAGGGUAUACAAUAAUGUCGCACAUCUUUAAUAAUCGUUACUUUUAUGUCAAUAAAUUUUUCUUAUCUUGCAUUGGUCAGUGGCCGUUUCACAGUACGAGAAGAAAUCUUGCAAUACAAUGUUUUAUAAUUUUACAUCUAUUCAUUUCUUUUACUUCUAAGGCAACUGGCUUUUUGAAGACAUGUGGAAAUUCGAACAGAAUAACGGAGGGCAUGCCGACAAUUUUUGUAGGAUUCACGUCUCUUAGUUUUAGCAUUAUAUUUUUCUUUAAACAAGAAAAGGUCAAAUUUCCAGUUUUUGCAAAUAGAACCUACUAUCUAACCUUUUUCCUUUUUUUUAAGAAUGUAAAGUAUAAAGUACAUAAUAAUAAAAAAUAUUUACAGUUAAAUAAACUAUAUCGUGAAAUUAAAUUCGAUUGGGAAUGUUUGUCAUCGAAUCAGGAGGAGUUCAUUAUUUCCAAACGUGCAAACCGUAGAAGAUGUUUGACCAUUUUUUUUACAGGUUGCAUAAUAGGAGCGUUAAUUACUUAUGGAAUAAUAUCAACUCUACAUGUUUUUAAUUUCCUCCUGGUGAAUAAAUCGCAACCGAAUGAAUGGACUUUUCAAAUUUAUUACUCAGUGACUUAUUCGGAGAAGCAUUUUUAUUUGAUUAUACUUUAUUUUUCAUUUAAUACAGUUUUGGAAACUUGUAUUUUUAUUAGCUUUGAAUUAGUUUUGUCAAUUUCGAUUGAACAUGCAUGUGGUUCAUUUGAAAAAAUUGGAUUAUGUAUACAGAAAAUACAUAGCUAUCAGACUGAAAUUGAAAAUCUGAAAGCAGUGACUUAUUGCGUUUCGCAACAUAAUCGAGCAAUUGAAUUUUGUGACAGUAUUGAAUCUCUCUAUUGGCCCUGCUUUAUGUGUAUAGUGACAUUGAAAAGAUUCUUUAUUUCUGUUUCGUUCAUACAGGUUUUCGCACAUUCCAAUAAUUUCACAGGCUCAGUGAAAUAUGGCGCCUUUGUAGCAAGUUGCAUAGUAUACCUAUUUUACAACACUCUAUUUGCACGAAGAAUAAUCGACUACAGUACUAGUCUCACAGACACUGUAUACAAUACAUUUUGGUACCAAAUGCCAUCGAGAAUAAAAAAGAGUUUGCUACUUAUUAUGAUUAGAAGCAGAAUUCCAUGCAGAAUAAGUGCAGUAAAAUUAUUAAAUAUAUCGUUAGAGUUUUUGCUGACAUUUUAUAUACUGAUAUGUCGACUCGACACUGCAAGAAUUUUACAUUAAAUUCCAGUGCAUGUAG